GGCAAUAAUUUUGUUUUGUUUGGGAAAGAAAAAUGAAAAAUGAAAAAUGUUGUGGCUACUAUAUCACUUCCACCAGUGUAGUUGCUGCCCGCGCGUCUGCCUCCACAGAAACUCUCUUCUUCUUCUCCACAUUCUUUGUCGCUUCCAUUUUUGCCCCAUUUCUGUUUCCACGAUUAGCUAAUCAAUCUCCAUAGCUGAAUCCCUUCAGCUCGCAGUUCGCUUCUUCUAUGGCUUCCGCGAUGCUCAACGGCGCCGAAAACCUCACUCUCAUCCGAGCAAUCGCCCCAAACCCCAAAGGAUUAGGUUUUCUCAGCUCUGAUUUCCGCGGCAAAAACUUCCCCACUCUCACCCCAAUCUCGCGCGGCAACAUUUCAAUUCGAACAGCAAGGAGCCGAACCCUCACCCCAAAAUGCAGCAUCUCAGCUCCCAGGCCGGCGUCGCAGCCGAGAUUCAUACAGCACAAGAAGGAGGCAUUUUGGUUCUACAGAUUUCUGUCGAUCGUGUACGACCACGUGAUAAACCCAGGGCAUUGGACGGAGGAUAUGAGGGAUGAUGCGUUGGAGCCUGCCGACCUCAACCAUCGGGAUUUGACGGUGGUGGACGUUGGCGGUGGGACGGGCUUCACCACUUUGGGGAUUGUGAAGCACGUGGAUGCCAAGAAUGUCACCAUUCUCGAUCAGUCGCCGCACCAGCUGGCCAAGGCUAGGCAGAAGGAGCCCCUCAAGGACUGCAAGAUUCUUGAGGGGGAUGCUGAGGACCUCCCCUUCCCCACGGACUCCGUCGAUCGAUACGUUUCUGCCGGGAGCAUUGAGUACUGGCCAGACCCGCAGCGUGGAAUCAAGGAAGCUUACAGGGUUUUGAGACUUGGGGGGAAAGCGUGCUUGAUUGGUCCCGUAUAUCCAACAUUCUGGUUAUCGCGCUUCUUUGCAGAUGCGUGGAUGCUCUUCCCUAAGGAGGAAGAGUACAUAGAGUGGUUUGAGAAGGCAGGGUUCAAGAAUGUUCAACUUAAAAGGAUUGGUCCAAAAUGGUAUCGUGGGGUUCGCAGACACGGGCUCAUCAUGGGAUGUUCUGUUUCAGGUGUAAAGACCAGCUCUGGGGACUCACCUUUGCAGCUUGGUCCUAAGACUGAGGAUGUAUCAAAACCUGUAAAUCCAUUAGUGUUUCUGGCGCGGUUGAUUCUUGGUGCCAUGGCUGGAGCUUACUACGUGUUGGUUCCGAUUUACAUGUGGAUCAAGGAUCAAAUUGUCCCAAAAGGUCAGCCCAUAUAGGAGGAGGCUGACGCCAAUAAUCUGUUUCUUCCUGCUGUUGGAGCUUUCUGUAUUCCUUCUCGAUUCAAGUCGCAGUUUCUGAGAUUCUCAGUAUGCAGAUCGAUAGGUUGGUUCUGUUGUAGUUUUCAAGUUAUGAAGCAAGCAAGAUCAGUGAAACUUAGUGGUUGAAACCAUGAAACUUCCACUGUAGUUUUUGGAUUAUGAACCAGGAUUGGUGAACUUAAUGGUUGAAACCAGGUUUUAGAGUUAAGACUGUUGGAGAGCUGAAAUCCGGAAUCCACAUUUUGGUGCUUUUUCAUGUAGAAAAUAAGUCUUCAUUCCUGUUUUUAUUUCGUGUUUUUGUGCAGUUUCUGUUUAACUUUGCUUGAAAAAUACUAGUAUUUAGUUCAGAGAGAAUUGGAGCAUGCAUUUUCUGAA
Molecule: messenger RNA, 1685 nt
Organism: Salvia miltiorrhiza (redroot sage)
Lineage: Eukaryota; Viridiplantae; Streptophyta; Magnoliopsida; Lamiales; Lamiaceae
Product: 2-methyl-6-phytyl-1,4-hydroquinone methyltransferase, chloroplastic
Exons: 3
Coding region: 228-1268 (346 amino acids)
Biological process (GO): methylation
Molecular function (GO): 2-methyl-6-phytyl-1,4-benzoquinone methyltransferase activity
Source: RefSeq, a predicted model, not a curated record